AUGAUCGAAAUGAUGUCCAAAGCUCAGCAGCUGCUGGACCUGCGUGCAGAUGAACGUAGUCUUGAAGCUGGCAGAAGAGAUAUUGCAAGUGAUAAGUAG
This is a messenger RNA of Peronospora matthiolae, 99 nucleotides long. Lineage: Eukaryota; Oomycota; Peronosporomycetes; Peronosporales; Peronosporaceae. The record is from the annotation of a GenBank genome assembly.